This is a messenger RNA of Gasterosteus aculeatus aculeatus (three-spined stickleback), 1327 nucleotides long. RefSeq names its product Bardet-Biedl syndrome 5 (gene bbs5). Gene Ontology annotation, molecular function: phosphatidylinositol-3-phosphate binding. Lineage: Eukaryota; Metazoa; Chordata; Actinopteri; Perciformes; Gasterosteidae. The record is from RefSeq and is a predicted model, not a curated record. Gene Ontology annotation, cellular component: BBSome; ciliary basal body. Gene Ontology annotation, biological process: intracellular transport; cilium assembly.
UGAUUAUGACGCUGCAGAGGCUUCGGAUUAGCCAGUCUGCAGUUAACGUUAGCUAGCGAACUGAAGCUAGUUAGCUAUAAACGUUAAUAAACUUGGCCGAAGGGGUUAAUACCUGCAGUCAUGGCAUCGGUCUUAGAUGCUCUGUGGGAGGACAGAGACGUUAGAUUCGACAUAACAGCACAGCAGAUGAAAACUCGUCCAGGAGAAGCACUCAUUGAUUGUCUGGACUCCAUCGAAGACACGAAAGGAAACAACGGAGAUAGAGGACGACUGUUGGUAACAAACCUGAGAAUCAUUUGGCAUUCUUUGGCCCUGCCAAGAGUCAAUUUAUCUGUGGGUUACAACUCCAUCAUUAACAUCACAACAAGGACUGCUUAUUCAAAAUUGAGAGGUCAAACUGAAGCGCUCUACAUCUUGACAAAGUCCAACAACACAAGAUUUGAGUUCAUUUUCACCAAUGUGGUUCCAGGAAGUCCGCGGCUCUUUACCUCUGUUAUUGCCGUCCACAGGGCCUAUGAGACGUCUAAAAUGUACAGGGACCUGAAAUUACGAGCCGCUCUCAUUCAAAAUAAGCAGCUGAGACUCUUGCCCCGGGAGCAAGUGUACGAUAAAAUUAAUGGAGUUUGGAAUUUAUCCAGUGAUCAGGGUAACCUUGGAACCUUCUUUAUUACCAAUGUUCGAAUCGUGUGGCAUGCUAAUAUGAACGAGAGCUUCAAUGUCAGCAUUCCUUACCUUCAGAUUUGGUCUAUCAGGAUAAGAGAUUCAAAAUUUGGCUUGGCUUUGGUGAUCGAGAGUUCACGCCAGAGCGGUGGCUACGUGCUCGGGUUUAAGAUUGACCCCGUGGAUAAGCUUCAAGAUGCACUGAAGGAAAUCAACUCUCUGCAUAAGGUGUACUCUGCUAAUCCCAUCUUUGGAGUGGAAUAUGAAAUGGAAGAAAAGCCCCAGCCGCUGGAGGAGCUGACUGUAGAACAGGCUCCCGAUGACGUGGAGAUUGAGCCCGAUGAGCAGACUGAUGCUUUUACUGCUUACUUUGCCGAUGGAAAUAAGCAACAAGACCGGGAGCCGGUUUUCUCUGAGGAUCUGGGCCUCGCCGUUGAGAAGCUGAAGGAAGGCUUCACACUUCAAGGACUUUGGGAAGUCAUUGGCUGAAAUAGUGUUAUAUAUAUUUCAAUUUAGAUCAUGUUAAAAGUUGUACAGUUAAUGUAAUGAUACUAUUUCAUAUUUACAUGUAGGAUAUUUUUAUUGUUAAGAAAAUUGUAUAUAACCGUUUCUUGUAAUGGUUAGAAUGUGAAAAAUGUUUUAAAAUUAAUAAACCCAUUUAAAUAGA